CCGGAAACAUUAUCAGUUAAUACAACAAAUAUUAAUGGUGAUGGUUUUAUAAACAGUCCCAACAAUAAUAAUAAUCAUAGUAAUAGUAGCAACAAUAGUAAUAAUAAUAGUAUCAACAACAACAACAACAACAGUAAUAGCAGCAGUAAUAAUAACAGUAAUAGCAACAAUAAUAACAGAUUAGGUGUUGUUAAUAAUUUAAGUCAAAAUCAUCUUCAUCCAACACAAAAUCAUCAAAAUCAUCAAAAUGGAUUUCAAAUGAGUCAAUUGAGCUCGAAAUAUAGUUUACAUUUUAAUAAUAGUAAUAAUAAUAGUAAUAAUAAUAAUAAUGCAACUAAUAAUAAUAAUAAUAAUGAUAAUGAUAAUAAUAGUCAAUAUAUAAACCAAAAUUUGAGUCCAUAUUCAAGCCACAAUAGUAACAGCAGCAGUUGUAGUAAUAGUAAUUAUAAUAAUAAUAGUAAUAAUAGUAGUAAUCACCAUAGUAAUAGUAAUCGCAAUAACAAUAUUAAUAAUGAUCAUCACAAUCAUUAUACACAUCAACAACAACAGCAACAUUGUAAUAAUAAUAAUAACACAAAUGCUAAUCAAAUUGAUAAUAAUUAUCAACAUCAUAUUCAAAGAAGAAUUAAUAAUAUACAACAACAGCAACAACAACAACAAAUUCAUCAUCAUAUUAAUAAUAAUAAUUAUUUGCAACCACCACCACAAAUUAGUAUUUCACAUCAUGGCAGUAAUAGCAGCAGUUGUAGUAAUAGCGUUAAUAAUCAUAAUAGUAGCAUUAUUAAUAAUAAUUGCACUACUAUGCAGCAGAAUUUAAGUAGUUGUAGUAAUAAUAGUGUGAUUUGUUUGAAAUAAAAUUAUAAACACAAAAAAAAAAUUUAAAAAAAUAAAAAAACGCAAAUUGAACUUGUUAAUUAAUUAAAAGAAAAUUUUAAAACAAACAGAAUUAAAAAUAUUUUAAAAUGUAAAAAAUCAACAAAAUUAUAAAGAAAAUUAAAAUAAUUUAAAAAAUAUAAAUUCACCCAAUAAGAAGAAAAAAAUAUGUUUUAUAGUUUUAGAUACUACUAGCAGGAAAAGUCCAAAAUUGUUAUACCAUAGGCAAUUAUUGAAAAAAAAAAAUUAAUUGUUAAAUUUCAUUUAAAUUUUUUGUCAAUCAAAUUAUAAAAUAUUUUCUUUUAACUAACAAUUUUAUUAUAUUAAGAACAUAUUUAUUCUUAAUUUAAAAUAAAAUUCAUCAUAUUUUUUUCAGAAUAAUUUCAAAAUACUUUAUAAUUAAU
Molecule: messenger RNA, 1277 nt
Organism: Condylostylus longicornis
Lineage: Eukaryota; Metazoa; Arthropoda; Insecta; Diptera; Dolichopodidae
Product: GATA zinc finger domain-containing protein 14-like
Exons: 1
Source: RefSeq, a predicted model, not a curated record